AUGCCGACGGGGAAGGUCAAGAAGUUCUUCGAGGACAAGGGCUUCGGUUUCAUCACUCCUGACGACGGUAGCGAUGACGUGUUCCUGCAUCGCAAAGUGCACGGGGAUGGCCAAGACCGCACCGCGUAUAUAGAAGAGGGCGCAUCCGUCACGUACGAGGUGGAGUGGGACGACCGCAAGGGCAAGUACUCAGCGGCGGAGGUGGUUGGGGCGGUGGCGGUGGUGGAGGCGGCUGGGGCGGCGGUGGGAAAGGAGAAGGUGGAGGCGGCGGACGAGGAGGAUCAUGAGACACAGGAGCAGUUCGGGCCAGUGGUGCCGGUCAUGCCCUACAAGACCGACGACGAGGCCGCGGUGGCACGGGGACCUGGCGCGGGCAGCGGAGACGGGUGCAGUUCUUUCUGUGUCAGCGCCGCGCCUGAGCAGCCUGGGGACGACCCGCAGCACAAGGCACAGAGCUGGCUGAGGUACAGGCUGCUGCUCAGCAGCCUUGGGGCACGGCCGAUCCUCCUCUUCGCCCUCGGCUGCUUCACCCUGGGCUUCCUGCUGCGGUCGGCGCUGCACCCGCCCGCCACCGGAGCCCGCCCGAAGCCGGGGGAGCUGGUUCUGGUCACCGGCGGCUCGGGGUUCAUAGGGAGCACGCUGGUCCAGCAGCUUCUGGGCCUGGGCUACGUCGUGCGGGUGCUGGACAACCUGGAGACGGGGAACCUGCAGUUCCUGGACCUCAGGCACCCGCGCCUGGAGUUUGUGCUCGGCGACAUCCUGGACAGGGCGGCCGUGAGGCGGGCGAUGGCCGGCGUCAGAGGCGUGUUCCAUCUCGCGGCCGCCAGCAAGGUGCUGCCCUCGCUGAGGAGCCCGAAGAUGGCCACGUUCAAUAUAGAGCAGAACGCGGUCGGCACCAGCAACAUCCUCGAGGCUGCCAACGAGACGCACCUGGUUCGGAAGGUCGUCUUCGCGGCAUCGUCGACUUAUUAUGGGAACCAGGACAUCCCCUUCCACGAGCAGGACCCGUUCGUUCCCACGUCCCCGUAUGCCGCGUCGAAAUACAUGGGAGAGUUGGAGAUGCUCACAAACGACCAGCUGUACAACAUCCCUACCCUGAGCCUGCGGUUCUUCAUGGUGUACGGUCCGCGCAAUCCGUCGGAGGGUGCGUACUCCAUCGUCACGGGGAUCUUCCUGAAACGCCUGUUCGCGGGGAAGCCACUGGUCAUCGAGGGCGAUGGGCAGCAGUUCCGCGACUUUGUGCACGUGGAGGAUGUGGCUCGCGCUUGCGUGCUGAGCUACCAGAGCCCCGUCCGCGGCACGGUGAUCAACAUCGGCACUGGCGAGGCGCACACGGUACAGCAGGUGGCCGACCUGGUGUCCCCGAACCAGGAACGUGCUCCGGCACGCAAGAACGACAUGCGUGGGACCACGGCGGACACCUGCCGGGCGAAGAGCCUUCUCCACUUCAGCGCAGAGUACGACUUCGUCGCGACGAUGCGCGCCAUGAUCGCGGACUCACUGGCUGGCAGGGGCGAGUACCUGUCGCCCAUGUGGGAGGACGAGCAGGUCAUAGCUGCCGUGGAGAGGAGGCUCCGCGGCUGGACCGCCGCGGACGCCAAGGGGCGGGCCGCCCUGCUGCGGGACGCCGCCAGGGGCGACCCGGGGUUCCUCGCAGGCCUCCUGAGCGAGGUGGGCGCCAGGUAA
This is a messenger RNA of Prorocentrum cordatum, 1686 nucleotides long. Lineage: Eukaryota; Dinophyceae; Prorocentrales; Prorocentraceae. The record is from the annotation of a GenBank genome assembly.